GAAAAACUCUGGAUCGAGAAGGGAGGGCCCGCCAGGUUCUUGCCAUACGGCAUUUGUGCUUUGGCUUACCGUACCUUUCUCUCCCUUCCCCUUGAACGCUGUAUAUGCGAGUUAUGCUCAGUGCUCAGUGAGGGACUGCACGGUUGGUCUAUGGGGCGCAUCGGAGACCUUCGUGUGCGGAUGCCAUUCAUCGGCGCGGCCCCCUGCCUUCGCACGAGCCGUGAACGCGAUGGGGUACAGAGUGGGUAGUAAACUCGGUUCCUGAGGAGGACUGUGCAGUGUUCUCGCCCUAAGCGUCAAGUUGCUGUACGGUGCGAUUCUACUGUGCCGCGCAUCGCGAUACAGUACUACCCGGCGGGACAAUGGAGUGGAAGGCCAUUCGAUCGAAACGGCACUGUACGAGUACUAGUACCGUAGACAACCGGUAGCAGCACCCUUCUUUGCGGCAGAGCUACGAAUUACCCUACGAGCACCGGUACUCGUACAGUUCAUUGGCAUUGGCACUGGCGGAAAGCACACAGUCUCGACGCGAUAAUUUUUCUUACACUGAUCCUUCCCCCCUCUCUCGACGCCAUCGCGGAAUCCGAACAUGAUGGCCGUUUAUUUUGGGGGGACAUUACGCGUCUUUUAUUGCCAAGUUUUGGAUAUGAUAGGCUAUUUCUUUCGCUCGUAUGUGUGAUAGCGGUGUGUGCAUGCUCUUCUGGAGCCGGACCCGACCAAGUUUCCUUGUUGGGCUGGGGUUGCCUCUGGCUCGACGGGUAGUUGAGGGCCAUCACGAGGCACACUGUGCUCAAUAUAAAAAAGCAUGACAUGAUGAUGGGGACAGGACGUGAGGAGCCAAGUUACCCGUACGAGCAGACUAGAGCACGGUCAAGCUAGAUUAACAGCGCGCAGAAGUAUGAUAGCGAUUUCUCAAUCCCCCCCCUUUCCAAGGGAUUCGAGGAGGAGCCGGCAGGGCAGUCUAAUGAGGAACCUUCAAUGGAAAUUUGCAAAUAGAUGCAUGAUCGAGCAGGAGGAGGAGGAGGAGUUCAGCCAGGCAUGACGUAACUUACUCCUGAUGACGAACCUACCCUGCACCAGCCACACUGCACCGAGAUAACCGGGCUUGAAGUUCGGUGGCGGGUGGGUGCAGGUAUGACGUUUGGUCUCGAGAGGUUCUUUUUUUUUUCUUUUUUCUUUUCUGUGCGUGCCCACCCUUUUUCCUUCCCUUUCCCUUUUCCCUUGAACAACUGCAAAUAAAGACCCGGGUGUCCCCUCCCCCCCCUUCCUUUCUCCCCAUUCGUUUCAGGAAUACAGGACAACCUUGCUCCUUGAACAGACUUGACCUUUUAUCGAGGCUAGCAUCGACCGCCUGAGCUCACGAGGUACUGCCAACCGCAAUCUCGAUCACAACAAACAUCAUGCCUCUCACCGCCAGGUUGGUUUCCCUCUGCUUACGGGAGGGGAGCUUUGGGGGUUUGGGGAGGGGGGAGGGAAGGAAAACAAAGAACGGGAUGCUGACUAUUUCUUUAGUGAUUUUUGCAAGAUCAUUCUCGCUAUCCUCCUUCCUCCCCUUGGCGUUUUUCUCGAGAGGGGAUGCAGCGGUGACCUGUUGAUCAAUAUUAUUUUCACCUGCUUGGGUUACUUGCCCGGAAUUAUUCACGCCCUGUGAGUUUUUCCUUCUCCUUUAGGGCCCUUUUGGGAUGUCGUGGCUGCUAAUUCGUGUCUACCAGAUACAUUAUAUUUAAAUACUAGAGAGGCUCAAGAAACCCGCAAUCCUUAUUUCGCCUGGCACAAACAGCGUCGGUUAGUGGAGGAGAGAUGAUAAUUCUUAAAUCGAUACGGCCUGGGAGGGCGGCUAUAGUUUGUCGAUCAGUCUUUACAUAUGGGUGUUUGGGGCCAAUAAUGUCGGGCUUUCGCUGUUUUUAUCUUUUUUCCUUUCCUUCCUUUCUUUUGUAGUUGCGCGCAUGGGUCUUUUUUUCGGCUUGGUUCACUAUUCAUUCCCCCCUCUUUUCUUUCUCUUCCUUUUGUUGUACGACUACAAUAUCAUGAUAGUGAUAACU
Tuber aestivum (summer truffle) is the source of this 2042-nucleotide messenger RNA. The record is from the annotation of a GenBank genome assembly. NCBI's taxonomy places the organism in Eukaryota, Fungi, Ascomycota, Pezizomycetes, Pezizales, Tuberaceae.